Molecule: messenger RNA, 303 nt
Organism: Ilex paraguariensis (yerba mate)
Lineage: Eukaryota; Viridiplantae; Streptophyta; Magnoliopsida; Aquifoliales; Aquifoliaceae
Source: the annotation of a GenBank genome assembly
CAAGGGAAACAAAUCAAGCAAGAAGGUGCAAAUGAAGAUGAAGGUGUCGAUGGCCAAGCUGUUAAGCAAGGGAAACAAAUCAAGCAAGAAGGUGCAAAUAAAGAUGAAGGUGUCGAUGGCCAAGCUGUUAAGCAAGAGCAACAUGUCAUUGACAAGAAUCAAUUUGUCGCUUAUGUUAAGAACUACAUUAAGUUGUUGGCACCUAAGUUGGAACCAGAGAAGCAAAAGUUGUUUAAGAAUCAUAUCGAGGGAGAAACUAAAUGCCUUCUCUCAAAGCUUGGUGACCUCCAAUUGUAUGUGUAG